This is a messenger RNA of Knipowitschia caucasica, 390 nucleotides long. The record is from the annotation of a GenBank genome assembly. Lineage: Eukaryota; Metazoa; Chordata; Actinopteri; Gobiiformes; Gobiidae.
AUGAUCUGGCCCCAGCCCACCUGCCCCAGCGUCCCCUCACACUCCCCCAGACAGAUGAGUUCCCCUCUCCCCCUCUCGGCUCCCCCUCUCCCCCUCAUUGGCUCCCCCUCUCCCCCUCAUCGGCUCCCCCUCUCAGUUCCCCUCUCCCCCUCUCAGUUCCCCUCUCCCCCUCUCGGCUCCCCUCUCCCCCUCAUUGGCUCCCCCUCUCCCCCUCUCAGUUCCCCUCUCCCCCUCUCAGUUCCCCUCUCCCCCUCUCGGCUCCCCUCUCCCCCUCUCCCCCUCAUUGGCUCCCCCUCUCAGCCCCCCCUUCUCAGCUCUCCCUCUCAGCCCCCCCUCGCACCCCGUCUCCCCCUCUCGGCUGCCCCUCUCAGCAAGGACACUCUGCCCUAA